UUAAUUUAAAUUCUUUCAAGGAGCAACAUCGUAGAACAAAUUUUAUGUAAAUUCAUAUAAUAGUUGGAAUACAUUUGGUGCUUUGGUCCAUUUAGCCAUGGACAAGGACAGAAAUAGAACAAUUACUGAUAAGAAGACAUCACCUGCCGUACGGCGAUGUAAAAAACCAGAAACCUGCAUUCACUUGCGCAGCCAGCGACAGAAGCAGGGAAAUCCCUCCACCCAAGUGCUGUAUCGGGGCCCCAAUUUUCAGGCCCAUCGCAGCGACGAGGAUAUUUUCUUCGAUUGCCUGAGCAUCAGCGACACCGACUUUCCUCGAGAGGGUCACAGCUGCAAGAAUAUUGAUAGCUGCAGAUCGAAACCGGCUAACAACGAACAGACUAAGCCCGUAAGCUGUAAGUCCACGUGCAGUGGCCAGGCAUCCGGCACUAGCAAAUAUGAUGAUCCGGAGGCUGUGCGGGCUGCCCUCAGACGUGCCGAGAAUGUGACACAAAUGCUGCUCAAGAACUUUGAGAGGAAUCAGGGCGAUAGUAAACGUCAAUGCAAUGCCACCCUGGAGAUAACAGCGCGUCUACUGACCGAUCCGAGGCCAAACGCCUCAAAAUGUCUGCAGGGCAGGCCAGUUACAGUGCAAAUGCCGUUGAGGUUCGAUCCAUGCUCGGGCCAAAUGGUCACAUGUGGUCCAUCCCAACCAGUUGACAAGUCGCAAAUGUCGGUGUGUUCGAAGAAUGCGUCUAAAGACUGCCCAGCUCUGAUGUAUAUGCAGGACGAGCACCGCGACCCAGGAGUUUGCCACAAUAACCAAGACAUUCAAACCAACAAAUCCUAUUUGAGAAAUAAUCCCCACGGGGCUAACAACCAAUGGCAAUGCGCCUGUCAGUCAACCCACACGCAGCCGGAAAUGGACUACCCAGCAGGGAGUAAGCCAUCUCAGACGAACACAUCCUAUCUUUACGAACACUAUAAGCAGUCACACUGUAGCAAUUUUGUACAGGAUCAGCCAUCGCAGACGCAUGACUUGAAUUUAAAUUUCAAUGCCCUGGAUCAAAUUCAGUAUCCCUCCCCACAAUACAUAUGCAGGAUUAUAGACAAUAAUGAUGAACGUGAACAUCAGCAGGAGCAAAAUCUGCAGCCCUCGUGUCUAGAGAAUUUGCCGAAGACCACUCAGGAUGCCAAUGAUUGGAGGGAAAGGGUCCUGCCCGAGUCCCGCCCACAAUACCAGCAAACAAGCAUAUGUGGUAUCUCCAAGACGCAACCCAGUAUACCCUCCACAACAGCCAUCGAGUCCGCGACCUGCAGUAAUGCAGCUAAACUUGAUGCGCUCAAGUAUUGUGGCUCUGCUGCAAAAUCUGUAAGCCACAUGCCGUGCGUAUGUCCACCGUCUCCCUGUGAGCAAUUGCCUCCCGCUCCACCUCCAAAACUUGAAUCCAAGUGCCCAAUAACGAGUUACUACACCAUCGAAACAGAUGAGCUGAUUGAGCCUCCGAAUCCUCAAGAAAGCUGUCCUGACAACUACCGUCCGCCUCAGAUCUGCGGUACUCAAAAUGACAUUGUACCCACCUAUGCCAGCAAUGUGUAUGUCCUGCCAGACAAUUUGAAUGCCCCAGCGAAUCGAGUCGAGGAGUGUCCACGCAAAAUGGAUCCCAAUCUCACCAAUUCACUCCGACGAAUGAGUGGACAGCUGCCAUGUAUUGGUGAAUCAGAAUUCGCCGCUUCGAGUCGGUACUUCCCUUUGGACACAGUCUUCGAAACUGACGUGAGUUGCCGCAAAACGGACGAAACCAUGAAAGAUGAGGGAACUAGUCGACCAUGCGCGUGCGAUAAAAAUGAUAAUGCUGGCACUUUAGAAAACAUGCAGCCCAAUAUGGGUGACCCAGUCGAAGCUUCCUGUGAGCAGAAGGAGGAAGUCCUAGAAUCAAGUUCAAGUGAACUGACCUGUCUGUGUAAAAUGGAUAAGGCAGGCAUGCCACCAAGCGCUUCUCGUCCCCAGAAGAUCAUCGCUGGCUACUACAGUUGCGCAUCAGGCGUCAGUCAACUGGUCGAUAAUCGAAGUAAGGGCAUCUUUGCUCUUAAGGAUGAAAAUCAAAGCGGUCCUUGUCAGUCAACCUUUGGGGAUGGAGGACCACAAAGAUCUGAAGCUGCGAAAGCUCAAGGCUGUGAAUGUGGUAGCCAGGAGCAGGAAAAACUAAGCCCAGUAGCAGUUUGUCAGAGCUCAGCGCCAUCCGAAAAUGUUCCAGAGUGUUCAGACUUUCAGGAGGAGAUGGUUGGUGAACAACAGUAUGAAGAGCCUGACGAUCAGCAGCCAUGUCCGCCAGCACCCUGCCCACCACCACCAUGUCCACCUCCACCUCCUCCAAGUCCACCAGCAUCAUGUCCACCACCGCAGCCAUGCCCACCACCACCAUGUCCACCUCCAUCAAGUGCACCAGCAUCAUGUGCACCACCGCCGCCAUGCCCACCACCACCAUGUCCACCUCCACCAAGUCCACCAGCAUCAUGUCCACCACCGCAGCCAUGCCCACCACCACCGUGUCCACCACCAUGUCCACCAAAACCAUGUCCAGCAUCAGCUUCUGCCAAUCAACAUAUAACAAAUGAAGACUACUUGGAAAUGGAAUCGAUUUGUCCAAUUAAGGCAAGCAAACCAAGCCAUUUGAUGGAUACAAGUGUGAAGAGUGAACGGUAUUUCAAUGUGGACACCAGUCACAUAACGACGUCAAUUAAUUGUAGCAAAGUUGUCCAAGGUAAAGGAAAUAGCGCCAAGAUGGAAUACAAUGCAGCGCCUUGUACUCAGAAGUCAUCGAUGGGUUACACGGACAAGACCUCGUCUCGUUCGCAGUCUUUCAUGGCGAACGUCACGUGCUUGUGCACAUCCAUUGAUAAGAUGAAGCUAUGUCCGACUGGUCGCGAAGGUCCACCAUUUAAAAGAAUUCAGGAUAAGAAAGCUGAACCUAGCUGCAAUGCAUCUCAGAGCACAAAGGUUGUGUUUAUGAACUGCGGAGACAAGUUCCGAGACUGUAAUUCCUCGUCCGACACAUCCGUAUGCAAGAACCCAUCCUGUGUUUGCGCAAAUACACAGAGCGCGGAUGGUAGAGCCCAACAAAAAUCACAAUCAAGAUCUGUUUGCUCAAAGUCUUUGGGUCCUUCGAUGUCGGCCGUAAACGCUGAGCAAGAGAAAUGCUCAAAAUGCUCUUCUUCCCCUAAUGAACAAUCGGCAAGCAAAGACUCCAAGUCUUGUAUAACGACUUCGGAUCAUGUCAUUGAGACGAAAAAAUCUUGCGGACUUUUUGAUUGUUGUUUACCUGGUCGAAAGUCAAAAACCAAAAAGUACGAAGAGCCACCCUGUGGUCAGUCAUGGGAAGAGCCCUGUCAACAACCGGAUGUCAUCUAUUGUGAUUAUUGUGCUCCUGAACCUCCUUGCAGUCAAGAUCAUGUUCAGCAACAAGAUAGCGUCUAUCAAUCUGAAUGCGCGAUAGAGCAUGGAAUGCAGAAAUACCAACAACAGCAUCAGAAGCAGCACGACGACUAUUGUGAGUGCGGUUCGGAACAACCCAAUUGGACUGUUCCUUGCGAUCAACACCAGAACCAAAGGCAGCAGGAUAUCUAUUGCGAGUGCGCAUCGGACAAACAAAUGUCCAGUUUCCGAAGCUGUGAGUCUGAAAGAUGCUUUCCCUCUGUACCAAGGGACCGCUUAGCAAAUAUAAUAAAUUUAUUGAACGACACCAACGAUUGUCGACUGGAUCGCACGGCUGUUAUACAGGAACUGUUUCGUGAGUUAACGGCAAUGCUGCGGGAGGAGGAAGACGACGAGCAGGAGGAUAUGCCACUGAGCUAUGAAGAUUGCAUGGCGGCCGUAACUUGUGGUCGAAUGCCCCCAACUAAGGUGGCGAUAUCAAGGGAUAAAGAGGAGCGUAUACAGUGCUUGGAAAAAAUGGAACAAUAUGUGGAAAAAUGUUUUCCCAGUAAAAAGACGUGUUUCCCUGUGGAACCAAUGGAAAUAGUCGCAUUCCAACCUGAUCCAGCCUUUGAUCCAUGCCGCAAAGCAUAUUCGACGGGCUCCGAGUCCAAGACUUUUAUGGGUAGCUGCACUACCGCCACAAUCUAUAAAUCCUGCGAUACGGCCGACUCAAAAUCAAAAGGAUACGAAUCUUGUGUUUGCAAAACAAGUGAAUCCAAAUCGUCCUGCUACAAAUCUUGCGAUUGCAAAUCUCAUAGUUCCAAAAGAAGCGAAUGUAAAUCCUUUCAGUCCAAGCUAACGGACAAGACCCCAUGUGAUACUGACACGAUAGGUAAAUCGUUACCGAUCGAAGAGGGUGGUAAGUCAUCCGUAUCACCUCCGAAAGCCUCAGCUUCAGGCUCUGGCUCUCGCUCAGCACAGCCGGAAGCGCGAACAGAUGAUGAAAUUCAUCUUGAAGAAGAGUGUUGCCAACUAACAGUCCGUGAGGAGCAGAGCAGCAAUAAAAGCCCUCGGGGAGAAUCAGCAUACGAGCAGAGCAGCAAUAAAAGCCCUCUAGGAGAAUCAGCAUACGAGCAGAGCAGCAAUAAAAGCCCUCGGGGAGAAUCAGCACAAGAGCAGAGUAGCAACAGAACGCCGCGAGGAGAAUCAGAGCAUUGCAGCAGUACUGGCCGUCGGGGAGAAUCGGCACAAGAGGAAAUGAGCAACAUGACUCAUCGAGGAGAAUCGUCAAAGGAUCGUUGCAGCGAGAGAAGCCCUCGAGGAGAAUCUUCAAAAGAGCUCUGCCAAUGUGAAUCUGGAAAUUCUGGUGCCUUGCAAAAAGCUUCCUGUCAAUGCGAGUCUGAAGUGGAUGAUACAUUAAGUCCGCUUACGGAUAGAGAACGACUACUAUGCGAAUAUAUGAUGCGGCGCAUGUGUGAAUUGUGUGAAGACGAUCAGCAGCUGGAUGAGGAGGCCACAGAGCAGAUGGAUAAGCCUGGAGGGCCUUGCAUUUGCUGUCACUGUCGCGCGGUCGUCUGUGAUAACCAAUGCCUGACGGUCUCCAAGACACUGGAUGCAGUUAAAUAUGAUCCCGUGGCCGAAACGAAAUUUUUCAUUGAUUCCAUUAUCUGCGACUUGCAAGCCAUGAACCAUGUUAUGACCAAGAACAAGAUAAAUCCCAAGGAUCCCAAGCCCUCGGCCUGUAUGGGCAAUGCACCGGGUGACAGUUUCCCGGUGACCAUUACGAGUGUUUCCAGCCUGGGCUGUCGUGCGCUCUAUGUACGCUGGGAACUGGAAGACUGUGCCGGCAUCGGUGGCUACGAGAUAUAUGUGGAUGGCCAUUUGACCAAUCGAUUUUAUAGCUAUCGCCACGAAGCGGGCGUCGUGGCCAAUGUGGACGUGACCAAGCCGCAUAAAGUUAUUUUACGAGCCCAAGCGGUGGGUCAGGAAUUUCCCAGCGAUGGACCUGGAUGCCCCAACAACAAGAUGGCGCCCGCCUAUCCCGAAAUGUCGGUGGGCGCCUCCCGACCCUGGACCCCGAGCAUCUUCUUUUAUGCGCCCUGAACCCUGAACAAAGUGCUAGUCAAAAGUUUCUAUUCGAGUUUUGUCCAAUCCUAUUGUCUUUCCCAUUAGUUUAAGUUUUAUCGAUUGAUUUUUGAUCUGAUCACUCUGAUGUAUCCAAGUUUUCCAUCGAGCUAGCAACUAGAAGAAUCUGAAGUCCACUCAUGAUGCAUUUACUUAAAUGUGCCUUUCAAAUCAAAUGUUUUCACCGAUGUUGCACGCGUUGCUGCGUUUCUGUACGCAUUAUUAUGUACACAAAUAGGAUGUUUGAAUCUGUUAUAUCAAGAAAUUUAGAGAUGGGCAAUGCGAACAAAUUGUAACAAUUCGAAAUUGUCUGUCUUGACAAAAUAUGAGAAAACGUUAUUAAAAUGAUAUUUUGAAACUGUUUUGCUAAGAGGCAAUCUAAAGUCGUUACUGCACUGCAUUAGAAAACAGUGUUGAGAAGUUAUCAGUGAGUGUUAAACGGAGUUGCGAAGCAAAACAAUUGCACCUUGUAUAUAAAAUCACAUAAUCUGUCCUGAGCAGCUAGAGUUAUAGUGAAUCACGAUAUAGAAUGAUUUGAUCACAAUAAGUCACAAUUUAUUCAAAUGAAUUGAACUCAUUUACUACAUUUUAUUGUUGAGGACUAUCAGGUCAUAGUUAGAGAGGAGUGUGAACGAAUCACAGUUGAAUCUUGUUGAAUUUUAGAGAAUCGUAAUUGAAGAGAUAAUCAUGUCACUCUACACCGAUAUCAGGCAAUAUUAUCACAAUUAAUUACAUACGUGUAUAUUUUAUAUAAGCAUAUUGAUAAGACUCUCAAAGCAGCGCUACUCUCGCAAAAUACUCAUACACGAAAUUAUCUAUUAGGCUUCUCGGUGCCCAUCUCUAUGGAAUUUACGAAGUUACCUAUAUAUAGUUAGUCUGCCGUUUUAGGCAAGCAUAACUCUUGCAUUGCUGUAGUGAGCGUUAUUUAGGAAGCACACCACACAUACUUACCACCUGGAACGUAGCAAUUGUGAACCGAGGUUCAUGCUUGAAUAUACGUAGUUUUACUCACUUAUUUAAUGCGCAUUAUUUUUACUGUGAGUGUAUACAAUAAAGUUAACAUUUAAAUGCAUGAAUCAA
Molecule: messenger RNA, 6601 nt
Organism: Drosophila mojavensis
Lineage: Eukaryota; Metazoa; Arthropoda; Insecta; Diptera; Drosophilidae
Product: protein Daple
Exons: 5
Coding region: 98-5500 (1800 amino acids)
Source: RefSeq, a predicted model, not a curated record